GCGACGCUGCUAGCUAUUCGAGAAGUUGCGUAAUGCCUACGACUACGUGACGACCUGUAGCAGACACGUCUCUGAGGGCCAAGGACAAAUGUCAAGAGAGUUCUUCGAGACGGACAACGGCGACAUUUCCUCUUUGAGAAGCACUGUGGUUCAUUUCCCAGGCGUGGAAUCACUGCGACAAGUGUUUGAGGCUCUUUGGUUUUAUCUAACGAACAUGGAGAUCAGUAUCUCGGAGCGACUGGGUCACAUUACUGUGCGGGAAGACUACGAUAUGAUCGAUGGCAUAGAGUACAACGCGCGCAUCUUGUCAAGCGAUAGCAAUGGGAUCAUGACGGAGUACCAUCGUGUUCGCGCAGUUCUUCGAAGAGGGCGAUCCGAAAUUUGGUGGAGAACCAUAUGCGAUUGUGGCUUCGGACUGCGCCGACGAGGACGAGUUGUAUCCGUAGAACUCGUCUGAACGUGUACGCAAAGUACCCAAAAACAUUUCGGGUGGGAUCGUGAUGACAGCCAGCACUGGCAACACCAAGUUAGUCGCCGCACAGGCUUCUUGAAACUGCGUCAUCCAGAAUUCCCAGUUUCCCUACUUGCUCAACAAGAACUGGAAGCAGG
Molecule: messenger RNA, 609 nt
Organism: Phytophthora nicotianae INRA-310
Lineage: Eukaryota; Oomycota; Peronosporomycetes; Peronosporales; Peronosporaceae
Exons: 1
Coding region: 89-457 (122 amino acids)
Source: RefSeq, a predicted model, not a curated record